GGGCCGGCGCGGCGAGCAGUGUCAGCCGCACCACAGCACAUAACAGAACAGACGAACGAUGCGCGCCGCCGCAGCAGCCGCUCUCUGCCUCGCGCUCUCCGUGUCGCCCUGGUGGGCGGUAUGUGUCACCGCCAGCCCCGUGCCGUCGCCCGUCACGCCGGAGGACACCUCUGAGGUGGACAACUUCGACAGCCGAGUGUCACUCACCCUGGAGGAGAUGUCUGCGCUUCACUCUUCCACGCUUCGGCCGCACGCUCCGCCCGUCGUCAAGAGGUCGCUGACGGUGGAGUCGGACCCGCCGCCGGCGGACAACAGCGACGCGGUGCUGCGCAGGGCGCCCGCGCUGCCGCUGCUGCGGCUGGAGGGCGGCGGCCGCGGGGGCGUGCCCAGCCUGCCCGAGGACAGCCACAACCUGCUGGUCGCACAGCCGCCCCCGCAGCAACACAGCAGCAGGCGGCGCCGCCAGGCCCUCGACGCGCCCGCCGUCGAGACCGAGGACGCGGAGGACCCCCUGCCGGCAGUGCCAGCGCCCAGUGGAAACGCGGCAGACGACUCGUACGCGAACUACUCUGAGUGAGAAGCCUGCGGCAGAGCGGCGGCCCUGGCCCGGCGCCCCGCCCACGCGCCCAGCGGCGGCGCCCCCUGCAGUGCGGCGCCACGGCCCUCUCCACGGAGCGGCCCAGCUCGGCGCCAGUUCUCCGGCAGCCUACGUACCGGCUGUGCUGCGAGACCUCGGUGCCUCGCUCUUCAGGCACAACGGAGAGACAUUUGAGGCGUUCAUGAGCUUUCCACACGUCUUACAAACGACAGCGCGGGGGAAAACUGUUGUCUUAUUGAAUAUUUAUCACUAGUGUACGCUUACUCUUCCUAGUUGAUGUGUUUGUAUAUAAUAAAUAUUUCCUAGAAAAACCUACGAAA
Messenger RNA from Schistocerca cancellata (South American locust), 918 nucleotides. RefSeq lists its product as uncharacterized. The coding region runs from base 59 to 577 and encodes 172 amino acids. The record is from RefSeq and is a predicted model, not a curated record. Lineage: Eukaryota; Metazoa; Arthropoda; Insecta; Orthoptera; Acrididae. The transcript is spliced from 5 exons.